AUGGGCGACAGCGGUGGCUUCGAUGCCGUGGUGGUACCCGUCAAGCGCGGCUCGCGGCAAGGGGAGAGUGGCGAGCGGCCCCAGCGGGCCACGCAGGAUGAAGCGAGCAGCUCUGGAGAUGAGAAUGUGGAGCGCGGCAACUGGGCGUCGAAGAGCGAGUACAUGCUCUCCAUGAUCGGCAACGCCGUGGGGCUGGGGAACUUGUGGAGGUUUCCCUACCUGGCCUACAAGAACGGCGGCGGAGCCUUCCUCAUUCCCUACAUCAUCAUGCUGGCCUUUGUGGGGCUCCCGCUCUUCUUCCUCGAGUGCUCCAUUGGCCAGUUCGCCAGCCUGGGUCCCAUCACCAUAUGGAAGGUCGUCCCUCUCCUGAAAGGCUUGGGCUGGAUGAUGGUGAUAACGUCCUCCCUCAUCGCACUUUACUACAACUCCAUCAUCGCCUACGGCCUCUUCUACCUCUUUGCCAGCUUCACAUCCGAGCUGCCGUGGUCAUCCUGCAAGAAGUGGUGGGGAGCUGACGAAAACUGCUUCGACCGCUCAGUUUGCAACAGCUCCCUCGCAGAGGGAAACUGUUCCAGCGUCAAUUCCAGCAAGCAGACGCCCAGCGAGCAGUACUGGAACAAGUACGCUCUGCGGCGGUCGGAAUCCAUGGACGAAACAGGGGAUGUCGUGUGGCACCUCGCGCUCACCCUGCUGCUGUCCUGGAUCGUCACGUGCGCGGCACUCGUCAAGGGAAUCAAGUCGUCCGGCAAGGUGGUGUACUUCACGGCCAUCUUCCCAUACGUGGUGCUCAUCAUUCUGUUGAUCCGCGGGGCAACACUGCCGGGAGCCAUCCUGGGCAUCGAGUACUACAUCGGACGCCAGUCCAACUUCACGAAGCUGCAGUCUGCCGAGGUGUGGAAGGACGCAGCCACGCAGAUCGUCUUCUCCCUGGCCACGGCCUCGGGCUGCCUCAUCGCUCUCACCUCCUACAACAAGUUCCACAACAACUGCUUCAAGGAUGCCCUCGUCGUCACCAUCACCAACUGCUCCACCAGCGUCUUCGCCGGCUUUGUGAUCUUCAGUGUUCUUGGGCACAUGGCUCACACCACCGGGCAGCCCGUUUCAGAGGUAGCCGAUGCCGGAUUUGGACUGGCAUUUGUGGCCUACCCUGAAGCGCUGGCACAACUGCCAAUCUCUCCUCUUUGGUCAAUCCUCUUCUUCCUCAUGUUCCUCACGCUGGGCCUCGACAGCCAGUUUGCCACUAUAGAGACGGUGACCACGGGUUUGGUGGACGAGUUCCCCAACUUCUUCCGCAAGCGCCGCCUCCCGCUACUCUUCUCGGUGUGCAUGUUGCUGUUCCUGCUCGGGCUGACGACCACAACUCAGACUGGGAUCUACUGGGUGAAUCUGGUUGACCAUUUCUGCGGUGGGUGGGGACUUUUGGUGGCUGCUGCGCUAGAGCUGAUUGGAAUCAACUGGAUAUAUGGUGGAAACCGUUUCAUCCGCGACAUUGAGAUGAUGAUUGGGAAGAAGUCGCAGCUUUUCUGGAUUUGGUGGCGUGCGUGUUGGUUCGUGAUCUCACCCCUACUCCUCAUCGCCAUCUUCCUGUGGUCAAUCAUCACAUUUCAAGCACCAACAUACGGAGAUGUGGUCUACCCCAUGUGGGCCAUCGCACUUGGCUGGUGCAUGAUCAUCUUCAGUCUCAUCUGGAUCCCCAUCAUUGGUGUGUGGAAGAUUAUCAAGGCGGAAGGUGGCAGCAUCUGGGAGCGUUUCCAGGCCGUCUGCAGGCCCGAGGCCGACUGGGGCCCCUACCUUGCCCAGCACCGCACGGGACGAUACGCGCAUCUUGCGAGCUCCCAGGGCCCGCCCGACAAAGACACCACGAACGGCUUCUCAACGGGAUCGAGCCACCCAGGCCCCGUCGCAGAGAGCCCGAAAGAAGCUCGCUACACCACGGCACUAUAGACCACACGCUACACACAAAGACAGAGAUAAGCUCCCUCCAACACGGCACUAUAGACCACACGCUACACACAAAGCUCACUGCAACACUGCACUAUAGACCACACGCUACACACAAAG
This is a messenger RNA of Petromyzon marinus (sea lamprey), 2061 nucleotides long. The record is from RefSeq and is a predicted model, not a curated record. Lineage: Eukaryota; Metazoa; Chordata; Hyperoartia; Petromyzontiformes; Petromyzontidae.